Lathyrus sativus (Indian pea) is the source of this 1458-nucleotide messenger RNA. The record is from the annotation of a GenBank genome assembly. NCBI's taxonomy places the organism in Eukaryota, Viridiplantae, Streptophyta, Magnoliopsida, Fabales, Fabaceae.
AUGGAAGAAACAACAACAACAAUAGUGAUGUAUCCAGCACCAGGCAUAGGUCACAUAAUUUCAAUGGUAGAACUAGCCAAACUUCUCAUUCUCCAACAACAACAACAACACUUCUCCAUCACAAUCCUUCUCACCACUGGCUUCUUCGACAACCCAUCCAUUGAUUCUUAUAUAAACCGCAUCUCAACCUCUCACCCUUCCAUCACCUUCCACCGUUUCCCUUCCGUCACUGCACUCAUUCAAUCCAACUCACAAAGCUUAGCCGCAACCGGAUUCAAGUUCAUCAAAUCAAACAACGUCAAUGUCGAAUCUAAACUCUGUCAAACCUCUCAAGCCUCAGUUAUCAAAUGCUUUAUCAUUGACCUCUUUUGCUAUUCCGCAAUGGAAAUAGCUUCCACCAUGGGAAUCCCUGUUUAUUACUUCUUCACUUCUGGAGCAGCGGUUCUUGCUCUGUAUUCUUACUUCCCGAAGAUUCACAGUGAAACAAAGGUGUCGUUUAUUGAAAUGGUUGGAGUUGAAAUUAUGGCGCCGGGAAAUGCGUCUUUGAAUGCGGUGCUGAUGCCGGAAAUGGUGCUUGAUAGGGAAGAUCCUGCUUAUUGGGUGAUGUUGUGUAUGUGUGAGCAUAUUUCACUGGCCAAAGGAAUCUUGGUGAAUACAUUUCUUGAACUUGAAACUACAGCAGUAAAGGCCGUUGUAGAUGGUGCGUGUUUUCCAGAUCUCGGAAGAAGUCCUCCUCCCAUUUACUGUAUAGGACCAUUGAUUGCUGACCCUCAACAACCAGAUGAAGCAAGGGACAGCAAAGAUUGCUUGUCAUGGCUAGAUAAACAACCGAGUAGAACCGUAGUGUACUUGUGUUUUGGGAGCCGUGGAUCGUUUUCGAUGGCACAGUUGAAGGAAAUAGCUGAAGGGUUAGAGAGGAGUGGACACAGAUUCUUAUGGGUUGUGAAGAGGCCAAUACAAGAACACCUUGGAAUGAACCAAGUUCACGAUACAACAGGGGAGUUUGAGUUGAAUUCUGUUUUGUCAAGUGGGUUUAUAGAGAGAACCAAAGAGAGAGGCCUGGUGGUAAGGUCAUGGGCUCCACAAGUUGAGGUGCUGAGCCGCGAAUCAGUCGGAGGGUUUGUGAGUCACUGCGGCUGGAACUCGGUGCUGGAAGGAGUGGUUGCUGGAGUUCCAAUGAUUGCAUGGCCAUUGUAUGCAGAGCAGCAUGUUAAUAGGAAUGUGAUGGUGGAGGACAUGAAGGUGGCUGUCGCGGUGGAGCAAAGGGAAGGAGAUAUGUUUGUGAGUGGAGAAGAAGUGGAGAAGAGGGUGAGAGAGUUGAUGGAGUCUGAGAGAGGGAGAGAGAUAAGGGAGAGAAGUUUGAAGUUCAAAGACAUGGCUAGAGAUGCACUUGGAGAAUUUGGGUCAUCCACAAAAGCACUUUCCAACUUGGUUCAAACAUGGAAUGAUGAUAACUAA